UGAGCAUACUGACACAUAAGAGAGAGCAAAGACAGCAACAACAGAAGAGACGGAGAGAUUUGAAGAACAGGAGGAGAGGAAGGAAGGGAUCUGCUCAGAGGCCACAUCUGCACUUCUCUCAAAGGGAGGACAACAAUAUCUCCACUCGACCUUCCUCCCUCGUUCCUCCUCUUGUGUUAUAACUCUCAGCUGUGCCGGAUCUCCUCCUUCCUGCAGCCUUUUGGAACAGCACCAAAGACUGAGAGAUGCAGGAGAGGACGCAGAAGAGGGCCGUGGAGAUGAAGAGAUGACUAGUGUGUGUGUGACAGGGCUUGCAUGUGGAGUCGACAGUUGUGUGUGUGUGUGUGAGUGAGUGUGUGUGGGAGUCCCUGAGCUCCUGCCGACUUUAACCAGAUGGAAUCUGGCCUGGCCGGUUGGCAUGGAGAUGGAUGCGAGGUGCCUCCUCGCGUAGUGGACUAUGCGUUUGCUAGCAAACAAACAACCUCUUGCUUUCUGUCUGCUCUCUCUGCCGCCAGGCGAGUCCAGUGGCUUUAAGCGUGGGCAGUGUGUGUGUGUUACUGUUUUUUGGAUUCCCUUUCUCUCUCUCUCUUUUUUUUUCUUCUUCUUCCAAACAGAAAAAAGUGAUUGAGAAAAACUCUGUGGACUCACUCAUCAAUCCACACACUCCGUCUGUCUGUCCCGACUGACACCCCUGUUGAAAGAAACUCUUGAAAGCCAACUCCCUGCAUGUGUUUUUGCAGUGAUUUCGGGACCUCAUUCGGGACAGCUCGGCUCUAAUUAAGCCAGAGGGUAGCAAGCUGGUGCCUUCCCCAUUUAUAUUUCGCCUCCCUUCAGUCCUCCUCUCCCUCCCUUCAUCCACCCCCUGAGACCCCAUUGUCGUCAUUAAUUUCUAUUUCGAGUCACCUAUGAAUAAUGGAGGCAGUGGAGUCUCUUCUGGACUAGUGCCUUAAGGGUGGGAGGUGGACGGAAAAGGAGAGGACAAGAGAACGGUGGGUUAGAAAGCAGAGAGGCGAGCGCUGGGGUGUAGACUCUCUACCUCUGUAUGAGAGAGAGAGGCGGAGGGGUGUGUCCAGCGCUGAACGGAUGAAUGGAAGAGCAGCCGACGGAGGCCGAGUUCAGGAACAACACGUGCUCUGACGGCGAAAGAGAGGAGAGGACGAUCCUCAGUCGUUUACAUCUAGACCGCACCUUUCUCUACAACCAGCUGGUAUAAACAAAAGAGAUAGAGGAAGUAAAAAACAGAGAAUUGAUGCUCUGAUCCAGAGCCAAAACUAGAAGACUGCUUUUAAUUUUCUUCUCUAUGGUUUUUAAAAAAAAACAUUUUUUGGAAUGAUUCAGAGAUGGCCAAAAUGGAAUAUCCCUGAAGCCUUGGGUUUCAAAUUUAUUGAUCCACUUUAAUUAGAAACUUUCACUCAUUUUGACACCAAUUCUCUUUUGAGGUGUGUACAGGAAUGCUCUUCAAAGAACCAAACCAGGUCUGUUCAACUGGAGACUCAUUUGAAGAAGCGUCAAAGAAAAAGCAGGGCUUGUAGAGUUUUUUUUUUUACAGACCUGGACAAUGAGCAGAGGGCUGUUUUGCAAAGAGGACAGUCUCUUGAAUAUAGGAUAACUUGCUUGGCAACUCGGUCUGUUUUUGGAUGGCAUGGCAAUUUGUUGACAGUUGAUGGACAAAGAAAGGAGGAACGAGGAGGCUGUAUUGUAACUUCCUGCAUGUGGACGGACUUCCUAGAAAGUGCCUGAACUUUGUAGCUUUGUAAAAAGAAAACCAAAAAGGAAAAGAUAUCUGAGCUCACGGAAUCAUGGAUGACUCGAGUAUUUUGAGGCGCAGGGGUCUCCAGAAGGAGCUGAGCCUUCCCAGAAGAGGCAGUUUAAUCUGGUCGCCGGCUCAGCUGCGUUGCCACGGCAACAGCAGCCUCCUCCAGCACCUGCUGUCCCCCACUUCCUUUCAUCCCUCCGUCGUUCAGCCCCCCGUCGUCACCCUCUUCCCCUUCUCCUCCCCCUCGUCCUCCUCUCCCUCCCUCUGUUCCUCCGAUGGCCCUCUGUCAGCCCCUGUUCACCAGCGAGGAAACCCCUUCCUCUGGAGCUGUCGGACGAGCAACCGGAAGAGCCUGAUUGUGACAUCCAGCACCUCCCCCACCCUGCCACGACCCCAUUCACCUCUGCAUGGACACACAGGUACCAGCCCACUGGACAGCCCUCGCAACUUCUCCCCCAACACAGCUGCACACUUCUCCUUUGUUCCUGCACGCAGUCACGGACACAGGGCUGACAGGACGGACGGCAGACGCUGGUCCCUGGCCUCAUUACCUUCCUCUGGCUAUGGCACCAACACUCCCAGCUCAACUGUCUCGUCCUCCUGUUCAUCUCAGGAGAAGCUGCACCAGCUGCCCUUCCAGCCCACUCCGGACGAGCUGCACUUCCUCACCAAACACUUCAGCUCCGAGAGCAUCACGGACGAGGAGGGACGCCGCUCCCCCGCCAUGAGACCGCGCUCCCGCAGCCUCAGUCCUGGGCGCUCGCCUAUCUCCUUCGACCAUGAGAUCAUGAUGAUGAACCAUGUGUACAAGGAAAGGUUCCCCAAGGCGACAGCUCAAAUGGAGGAGCGUCUGGCCGAUCUGCUCUCCUCCUCGGCCCCAGAUAAGAUCUGCCCGCUGGCCGACGGGGUCCUGAGCUUCAUCCACCAUCAGCUGAUAGAGCUGUCCAGAGACUGCCUGGAGAAAAGCAGAAAGGACCUCAUCACCUCCCGCUACUUCUACGAGCUCCAGGAGAACCUGGAGAAGCUGCUGCAAGAUGCUCAUGAGCGCUCAGAGAGUGUGGAGGUUACCUUCGUCACACAACUCGUCAAGAAGCUGAUGAUCAUCAUCGCCCGGCCAGCUCGUCUGCUGGAGUGUCUGGAGUUUGAUCCUGAGGAGUUCUAUCAUUUGUUGGAAGCAGCAGAGGGCCAUGCCAAGGUGGGCCAGGGCAUCAAGUCUGACAUCCCCCGAUACAUCAUCAGCCAGCUGGGCCUCACCAGGGACCCCCUGGAGGAAAUGGCCCAGCUGAGCAGCUAUGACAGCGGGAACCCAGAAACCCCAGAGACUGAUGACUCAGUGGAUAGCCGAGGCACCACGGUCCCAGCAGCUCCACCGCAGACUAAACCCAAAACACCUCGAGAGGAAGACUUUGAAAACAUCAAGCUCAUCAGUAACGGAGCCUACGGUGCUGUGUUUCUGGUGCGUCACAAGGAGACGCGGCAGCGUUUCGCCAUGAAGAAGAUCAACAAGCAGAACCUGAUCCUGAGGAACCAGAUCCAACAGGCCUUCGUGGAACGAGACAUCCUGACGUUUGCUGAGAACCCGUUUGUUGUCUCCAUGUUCUGUUCUUUUGAGACCAGGAGACACCUCUGCAUGGUGAUGGAGUACGUGGAGGGCGGAGACUGUGCCACGCUGCUGAAGAAUAUCGGGGCUUUGCCGGUCGAUAUGGCUCGCAUGUACUUUGCAGAGACCGUCCUCGCAUUAGAGUAUCUUCACAAUUAUGGCAUCGUACACAGAGACCUCAAACCUGACAAUCUCCUCAUCACUUCCAUGGGACACAUUAAGCUGACAGACUUCGGUCUCUCAAAGAUCGGUUUGAUGAGUUUGACCACAAACCUGUAUGAAGGACACAUAGAGAAAGACACCAGAGAGUUCCUCGAUAAACAGGUGUGUGGCACUCCAGAGUACAUCGCUCCAGAGGUGAUCCUGCGUCAGGGCUACGGGAAGCCGGUGGACUGGUGGGCGAUGGGAGUCAUCCUGUAUGAGUUCCUGGUGGGCUGUGCUCCCUUCUUCGGAGACACACCGGAGGAACUGUUUGGCCAGGUCAUCAGUGAUGAGAUCAUCUGGCCAGAGGAGGAUGAAGCUCUGCCUCAGGAGGCUCAGGACCUCAUCUCCAAGCUGCUGAGACAAAAUCCCCUGGAGAGACUGGGCACAGGAAGUGCCUUUGAGGUGAAGCAGCACCCAUUCUUCACAGACCUGGACUGGAACAGCCUGCUGAGGCAGAAGGCCGAGUUCAUUCCCCAGCUGGAGUCUGAGGACGACACCAGUUACUUUGACACUCGUUCCGAUCGGUACCACCAUGUAGAUUCAGAAGAAGAGGACGACACCAAUGAUGAAGAACACGUGGAGAUUCGACAGUUCUCCUCCUGCUCACCUCGCUUCAGCAAGGUGUACAGUAGUAUGGAGCGUCUGUCUCUGCACGAGGAGAAGAGGACUCCUCCUCCCACCAAACGCAGCCUCAGUGAGGAGGGAGGCGAUCGUAUCGACAGCCUGAGCGGACUCAAGUCCAGAGAUCGAUCCUGGCUGGUGGGAUCUCCGGAGAUCCUGCGGAAGCGCCUGUCUGUCUCGGAGUCGUCCCACACAGAGAGUGACUCCAGCCCACCACUGACAGUCCGGAGACGCUGUUGUUCAGCCAUCAUUGAGAUGCCACGCUUCGCCAUCUCCUCAGAGGAAGAGGGAGGCCAAGGUGCGGCUGGAAGUCGUAAGAGUCCCAGCCUGUUGGGUCCGAGUGCAGUGAGAGGCCCGCGGUGUGACGAGCUGCCCCUCGCCAUCCCAGAGCUCCCAGUGGAGAGAGAGCUGAAGCUCGAUGAGUCUCCCACCACACCGAGCUCCACCUCCAGUCAGCUGAGCAAGGCCACGCUCACACCGGGUAGUUCAGGCGACGUGUGUGAUCGUGGUAACAGAGCUAACGGCAGUAAUGGCGCUGCCAGUGGAGCUGCUAAAGGUGCAGGAGACAGUGACUCUCCAUUGACUCCGAGAGCCAUCAGCGACCUGGCGGCUCGCAGGGCUCGCCAUCGGCUGCUCUCUGGAGAUGCAGACAAACACACAGCGACGCCAAGCUCCAGACCACUCAACAAGGUCAUCAAGUCAGCCUCUGCCACCACACUGUCACUGAUGAUCCCUGCAGACCACCACGGAGCCUCUCCAUUGGCCAGCCCGAUGUCGCCCCACUCGCUGUCAUCCAAUCCGUCGUCGCGGGACUCCUCCCCUAGCCGAGACCUGUCCCCGGCCGUGAGCAGCGUAAAGCCCGCCAUCGUGAUCCACAGAGCAGGCAAGAAGUAUGGCUUCACCCUGAGGGCCAUCCGAGUAUACAUGGGAGACUCUGACAUCUACACUGUACACCACAUGGUCUGGCAUGUGGAGGGGGGCGGUCCGGCCCACGAGGCGGGGCUGAGGGAGGGAGACCUGAUCACCCACGUCAACGGAGAGGCGGUUCACGGUCUGGUUCACACAGAGGUGGUGGAGCUCAUCCUGAAGAGCGGAGCCAAGGUGUCCAUUUGUGCCACCCCGUUUGAGAACACGUCCAUCAAGCUCGGCCCCGCUCGAAAGACGAGCCACAAAUCCAAGAUGGCGAGACGCAACAAGAAGACCAAGAGCAAGGAGGGACAGGACAGCAGUAAGAAGAGGACGUCUCUGUUCAGGAAGAUCACCAAGCAGGCGUCUCUCCUCCACACCAGUCGCAGUUUAUCCUCUCUGAACCGUUCUCUGUCCUCUGGGGAGAGCGGCCCUGGCUCGCCCACACACAACCUGUCACCACGUAGCCCGACGCAGGGCUACAGGUCCACGCCAGACUCCACCCACUCAGUUGGUGGAAACUCAUCUCAGAGCAGCUCUCCCAGCUCCAGUGUCCCAAACUCCCCGGCGAGCUCCGGCCACAUCAGACCAAGCUCCCUGCACGGCCUCGCCCCGAAGCUCCAGCGGCAGUACCGCUCACCCCGACGCAAGUCUGCCGGCAACAUCCCCCUCUCCCCUCUGGCCCGCACACCUUCACCCACCCCUCAGAGCAGCUCACCACAGCGCUCACCGUCCCCACUGCCCAGCCACGCUCUGGGACAGUCUGCAGUGGGUCAGUCCUUCCCUGUGAAGCUCCACUCCUCCCCUCCCCUGGUGAGGCAGAUAUCCAGGCCUAAGAGUGCAGAGCCUCCACGGUCUCCGCUCCUCAAGAGGGUGCAGUCAGCUGAGAAACUGGCCGCCUCCCUGUCUAACUCCCCCUCGUCUCCCUCUGGGGUGGCAGCAGUGGGGGAGAAGAAGCUGGCGGUGGGAGCGGCUGUAGGGAGCCGGAAACACAGUCUGGACAUCUCACAUUCAGAGUUUAAGAAGGAGAUUCUGCAGAGAGAACCGAGCCUACAGAGCCUUCAGGAGUCAGCCAGCGAGGGUCUGCUGUCCUCAGCAGGACGCGGCGUGGAGAAGGGCAGCCUGCAGAAACACUCCUCCUCAUCCAGGAAGUUAGGGCGUCAGGAAGGGGACGGCGCCCUCAGCGCGGUGUCCGGCUCGCUGGGCCUGGUCCCCGGGAAGAUCAAGCUGAAGGACAAACUGUCCGCCAUCCGGCAGGACAGAGCCGAGCGGAGGGAAUCGCUACAGAAGCAAGAUGCCAUCCACGAGGUCGAUUCAUCUGAGGACGAGACCGAUGAGGGCUCAGAGGACAGUCAGGACGGACGCAGGGGAACAACCUUCACCCCUCCUCCCCUGCUGAGGCCCACCACUGUGAGAACGGGCCCUGGAGGCACUCUGCCGUCCCUCUGCCUCUCCCCCUGCACCCCUCAUGCCACAUUCACCCACACAGGGCCCGCGCAGGUAGGCAGGCCCACUCCCUCACACACCCUCCCCUCUGUUACAGAGUCGAAACCCAGUCAACCCACCUCCUCUGUGGGAGGAAAAGACACAAGGUUGGCCUCAUCCGCAGAAGACAGUGCAAGUCAAAAGAGAACGGUUCUGGGGCCUAGCGAUACCACAAAACCCACUCAGGGCCCCCUUCCCUUCUCCACCCCAGGCAGUGCAUUCAUCUCAGUCAGCAAGGACACUUUCCUCAAGCCAACUCCUCCACAAGACUCAAAAAAUCUCAGGGGGAAGACUGUACCAUCAGAGCCCACGGAAGGGGACCAAACCCUGGACAGCCCUAGAACCAGAGUCCCCUCUAGCAUCACUACAAAUACUACCGACUGCAGAACCACCACGAAUACCACAGACUCCAGAACUACCACCAGUACUACAGACUGCCGAACCACUGACAGCCAAGAGACACCCCGCACCUCCUGCUCCUCUCCUGGCAUCCCCAAGGAGAAGAAGGAGGCUGACAAUCGGAGACUUUGUGCUGCGGCUGCUGCUGUAAGUCUGAGUGCGUCGUCCUCGUCCACUUCUGGCUCCAGCUCCAGUUCCAGCUCCCCAGUUCCUGCCCAUGAGAGUGGCGUGGACAAAGUUGUGUCCCAGCUUGCAACAGUAGCUAAGAGCAUUCUGGGCCCCGUCAAACUUAGCACCACUGCAGACAAGAGCCAGAAGGACCAGAAACCAUCCAGAGGUGGCACCCCAGAAGUCCCACCAACUGAUCCCCUCUCAUGUCUCUCUAAACAGCUCCCAACCCCUCAGUCGCCUCACCUUUUGGAGUCCCCAACCAGACAGAAAACUGAGCGAGUUGCCUCCCCGACCACCUCGCAGAGGUCGGCCAAAUCCUCAACCCAGAAAGACCGCGCAGCCCAGCCAUCAUCAUCCUGCACGGACGUCCCAGAAAGGCCCACAUCAGGGUCUGCAGGUAGGGAUAACGCUGCCACGUCUGCAUCUGCACAGCGGCUUGGUGUAGCAGCCGCUCAGCCUGCCCUCAUCACAAACCCCACUUCCUCUGCAGCAUCUGAGCCACAGCGCAAGAGGUCCGAACCACAGACGACAACUGCCGCCGCCACCACCAACACCGUGUCCGCCUCCUCGCAGCAAGACAAAGCAACCUGCAAGAAGACGUAGCAGCAAAAAGCAAAGAACCAGAACAAAAUGUACAGAUCACACCACUCAGUGCUGGCUUGAGGUUUUAAAACUCACACAAACUGCAUGUUUGGAAGAAAACAUAUUAGUAACUUCACACUAAUCAGAAAGUUUGACUUUCAAAGCAAAAAAAAGGUGUAGAGAGAGACAAAGAGCUAUCAGAAGCAGAGAUAAAUGUGGUAGUCCUAGUUCCAUUCCAGCUGUUCUGUGCUCUUAAUGUUCAUGUGAGUUAUUUUGGUGUCCUGACUCUUUGGUUACAGCCACUAAAUGCCACGAGGUGUUGGCGUUUUUUCUCUUUCUGCAAACAUGUACGGGGAUAGAAAUAAGGAGCUCAGUGGUCCAUGCACUUACAAUUUUAAAAUGUAGACACAUUACACACACCUUACUCGUUCAUAAUCUUCUUGUGCUGCCUCAUUACUUUUCAUCUUGAUGUUUGGCAGAGCCUACUCGCGUGUUCCUCAAAUCGAUUAGGACGUGUCUUAUGGAACACUCUCUUCCCAUCCCUGCUUGCCCAACAAUGUCUACCCAGCCAUGACUCGAAAAAGAUUGUAUCUCAGCAAUAAAGUGCAGCGUAUGUUUAGCAAUCUGUGUAAAUGUAUUACAGUGUUUUUAAUAGGGCUAAAUCUGCACCGUCAAUGUGCACUCAGCACCCAGCUAACUAGGUUAAAUUAAAUUAUCCUUUCACUGUAGUCCCUGGUGAUCCGACAUUGCAAGUGUGCGGCAGCAGAGAUGUAUUCCCUGAGUACAGACUCCAGGCUUGGUUUAGUGAUAUGAAGAGAUUACUGGGAAUGUGCUGGAUUAGAUUAAUGUUUGUGCCGAUUUACCAAGUCUGCACAUAUUUCACUGUAGCUUAUCCUUAUUCACUGUCUGUUAUUUGAGCAAACCUUCCCAGAGCUGUUUCAAGUUUUAAGUCUCUCCAAGUUGAUUUUUAAACAUUUGGAAAGCAUUGACUGACUGGAAAGUAGGAAAACGUUAGUUGUAGUCCAACAUGUGACCGUUAGCUAAGAUGCUACAGGGUUGGGUUUCAAUUGUUGGGUCCAUUUUGGAUCCGGUUUCAGGUUGGAUAAUACCCAGUAUCGCUAAGCUCCGACACUAACGAAACCCUCAUCGAGUGUUUGCUGUUUUAUAUUAACAAAGAGCAUUGCUAACCGUCGCUUUCAACAGUUAGAAACACAAAUGCUGCUGCUGGCAGAUUAUACAGUGUGUCAGCUGUAGCUAAUUAGUUUCCUACAAAUGCUAAAAGCUAACCCUAAAUACAUUCAAUAAAAACUUCAGAUUGGAAAAGCUGAUUCAAUACUGGAUUCAGAUCUAAUAAAAUCCCAUCAAAACCCAACUCUAGCAUGUUAGCAUAAGCACGACUACACAUUAGUCAUCUUUCUGGUUCUUCACUUUAUUCCACUAUGAGCAGAAUUAGCCAGGCUUAUUGGAUGUGUUUUAAGUCAGAACUUUAGAUUCAGACGCCCUUUACCACACAUACGGAAAUUAAGCCAAGGAUUUGAAUACAUACCUGAUUUUAUAGCCUGCACACACAUGCAAAAGCAGAAACUGCUUCACCACACUGUCAUUCAGCUGAAGAAUCCAAACUGAGCAUGCUCAGACUGACUGUGGUUAUUUUAGAAACACUGUUCUGUUGGACCACCGCCUUUUUAUUUCUAGCCCCGAUCAGCCUCUGAAGGCUGCGGGACUUUUAUUUGCUAUCUGGACCAACUUGCUGUGUUUUUUGUUUUUGCCUCUACUCCUGUAAAGUCAUCAGACUUUACUUUGUAUAUGUGUGUGUGAGGGAGAGAGCGUUUGUUAAUUUGUGCAUGGUUAUCUAUGUAUAUAUAUAUAAGAAUAUUUAAAGUUCUGUUGUGCAUCUGUUUUAUACCCUGAGUGUGUUUGCGUGUGUGUUUUAGGAUUAACUUUGUUCAGGACACUCUGCUACCUGUGUAUGUGGGCCGAGCUCUCUACGCAUCUGUGUCGGGCGUCAGGCUUUGCACAAAACUUUUAUCUCAUUUGUCCAAUGAAAAAGACUAAAAGUCACUAAAAGGAAAGCUGGUCGAGACGUUUGACCACUGUUGUGUGUUGGGUUGGAGCUCAGUUUUACGAUUGCUUCAGAGGAAAGAUGCAGUUAGCCUGUUCAAAUCAAUUCCUCAUGUUUUUUUCCUGAAUAUACCACCUUUAAUUUCUUCUGCAUUGUCCUGAUCACCUCCCUGAUUUCCUACUAUACAUUUGAAAGCAAGAAACAGUUUGCAGAUUGUUUUUUGUUUUGGUUUGUUUCACAUUUUUAAGAAAAUUACCUUUCAAAAUCGACUUAAAGCACACGGAGCCCAGCCGUGGUGUGAGUCCACUCAUGUCGUACAUUUGAACAUUUUCUGCUCCUGCGUCUCUGAAAAGCAGGAUGUUCCUGUCUUGAGUUUAAAGUGAACUGAACCUCCUUCAGUGUUUUGUGUCUUUACUGGGCUUGUGUCCCUGUUGGAGAGACAGCAGAGUUCACUGAUUUCAGUUUAAAGGACAGUGUUAAACUGACAUCAACACUGACUGAGGCAAUCUCUGUAUUAUGUUUACAUGUUCUUGUUUUUUAUUUUUCUUUGUGUUUUUUUGUCAAUGGAACUUGUUGCCUGUAGCAAUCAAACCUCCUCUGACAGGCUAGGAUAAUUACCAACUACUUGUCCACAUGUUUAGGUGACUCCUGAUCAUAAUGUGGCGUGUUUAUGUUUAGCUGUGUGAUGAAGAGGUCAGGAUGUUUAGAAAGGAGGAAGAUUCAGCGCACAUAUGUCAAAAUCAUCUCCGCUCUUGUGCACGCUGUGCUGGGCGUCUCACGGCAGUGCAGAAGUGUGUUAGCAGGUGUGUCUGUGGAACAGAUCAGUGGCGUUGAGACUCGUGAAGAGGAAGCAGCUCCCAUCGUUUGAGCUGUUGACCUCUCAGGAUUUAUCUGCAGUAUGCUUUGGCCAAUCAGACGGUCAGCAAGUUGAUGACUAAUGAGUUUUAAACUGCUUCUGUCUUUGUUAGCGUCAGACUUGAAAAGAAUAGUUUUGUCGAUUAAACGACCACAUUGGAUGUUAUUCAUUUACACAACCCAAACAUCUUGCCUCUUAGCGUGGUUAUCACCAGGGAAAUGAGAUUAAUGACUCACUUUUGUCACGCUGCUCAGAAACAACAGAGGUCAAGGUGGCACAAAAAUAAUCUUGAGCGGAAGUCAUUCUGCAGGUCAGAUUUGAGUGCAAACGUGGACAGAUUCGUAAGCACUGAAGAAGUUUUUAGAGCAAGCGAGGACAGAAUUGUGAGCAUAUAUAAAGAUUUGAGCCCAAAAGACAAGUUUUGUCAGUAGAUUUGAGUGCGCAACAAGUAGGGUUGGCCUUUGAUGGCUGGUUUUUGUUUGGAUCCAGUCCCAGGGUGGUAAAAUACCUGGAUUCUCUAAUCUCUUAAGCUAACGAAUGUUUUAUGUCGUAUAUUCAAACCUGAAACCUAGCAAAAGGUCUCCAUUGUUCGUUAUCUUCAAAGCUUCUUGCUCUGUUUGGAUAUUCUUCACAUGCAAAGUCAACUCUAUUGGAUGGUUUCCUGUUAAACUCCACCUUCUAAGUGAGCUUCAUUCGCUCUUUCAUUGAUUUAAAAGAUUUCAGCUGUGAAAAAGUGAUUAUUCUACUGUGCUUAAAUGCUCAAAAUCUAAGAGCAGAUUUCAAAAUGGUGGCUCACUAGAGCAGGGCCAAUAUUAUCAGCUGGAUCUUAGCUUAUCGCAGAUAUAUCAGUAUCACCAUAGAUGUUGGCCGAUAAGUUAACAAGAAAUAUCUGUCUUAGGUCAUUCAGAAACAGUUUCUCCAUGUCAUAGUUUUAAGGGAUCCUUAGUGUAUUUCUAUUAAGAAACAGAUAUCGCUGAUUUAUAUCAAUCAAUCAAAUAUCUGUAUCGGUGCCUCAAAAAUCCUGUUGGGCUCUACUUGAAACGUGUUUUUUGCUUAAUGAUUUGUCCCCCGUGUGCUCUCGAAUCCUGACUAAUUAAUUAUAGACGGGUUAAUUCAAUCCUGAAAUUGUGUUCAUGCUCAAUAGUUUUGUCACUAAAAAUCUUCCACAUCAGUCGGAGUUCUGAUCUGCGCUUGAAUCUCUUCAGUUUCUAUUUUACAUUCUUAUUAAGCGCCUGCUGUUGACUUCAGCUGGAGUUGUGAUUUUCUUUACGCAAUUUGAACCUGCGUGUGUUUGUGUGUAAUCAUGCACACUCCAGUCCAUCUGCUCUCAGCUGGUCGUCCAAUUAGUGCUACAUGGACAGCUGCCUCACACACAAACACACACACAUACGUUCAGAUCAAUACCAGAGCCAUCUAAUGUAGGGAUGCCAGUUUCACCAUCUCCAUAGACAGUAUAAACACACACACACACACACCUUCUCCCGUGUGUAAAGAUGAUGGUCCAGCCAUCUGCUGGAGACUGAAGCAAGUGUCAGUGUUCCUGGUGGAGUCAUUAAUCUCUGAAGCCUGUUGACCACACACACACACACACACACACACACACAAACACCACCCAGCCUCCCUCAGGCUCCUCUGUCCUGUCCCGGUCCGGUCGGUUCAGCAGUUACACUCUGUUAGCAGUUGUUCGACCUCCAGCCUGUGUUUACCCAUCAUGCACCUCUGCUGCUCUGUGGCAGAAGCCCACAAACCAGACCCACCGCUCCGAAAGUUCAUUAAACAGCUGCGACUCAAGUCAAGCUGAAACUAAUCAGUCGGGAUUUGAGAGCACGUGUGGAAUUGUGUCACCAGUUUUAGCGAGCACUUUUCACUUUUGACAGUUACUGUUACUCGUCAGGGCGUUUGAACAUUUUCAACACUAGUGCCAAUACACUUUUGAGAAAUAUAAACAUUUUCGACAUCCACCAAAGACGCUAAAGUUCUCAAAAGUUAAAUGUCGUAUAAACACAAGCAUCUCUAUAGUCCGUACUUUGGAAUAGUCUGAAACUGACACAUUUUGAUUUAAAUCAGUAACCAUCUGAUCAAAAAAAUAAGGACUCUCACCUGACGAUUCGAUUCCAGCUUGACCCUUUAAAAUACUCAAUGUCAGGGACACAUUUCACCCUAUCAAGAGCUCAGAAUUUAAUGAAACUCAUGCAGUAGUUUCGACACUGAUUAACAUCCGUGCUUAUUGGUGAGCCCUGUUGAAGCCAGAACCUCCAAGUAGUUGGCCCGUCACGUUUUCAAAAACUCAGAAUUUGCCAAAACAGCUGCAGGAAACUUUGAGCAGAUUUCCAAACUGAAAGUUAAAAUUUAAUUUGUGCAGAACAGUCUGUCCUUGCAUUCUCUCGUCUGUUUUCAAGCCGUAGCUUUGAGCGUGGACCAAAUCAGGAUUUGGAGCAUUUGAAACUUGUCUUGUGCUGAUGAUUCUGUCUCUGCCUGUGACCAGAUAUCAAAUCUUGACUUACAGAUUGAUGGAAGCAUCCGUUGUGGUUUUGGCAGUAAUGAGCUUGCGUACACCUCUGACUCUGAGCAUGUAGGGUAACCGGCUCUGUCUGUGCGGCACAUAGAUUCAAACAUGUGACUUUGAGUAUGACGAGGUACGAGGGUAAAGCCUUAUUACCACUAACACACACACACACACACACACACACACAAACUAUUAGAAACCACCGUUACAUGAGAUUCAGUGAUGUUUCAGUGUGCAGUCCGUUAAGCUUGUAUCUGUGUCUGAGGAGGUCGAUUCUGCUCGGUCGAGCAGCAUAAAACGAUUUUUAUGGACUUGACUCUUGCAGACGAGGGCAGUGUUUCCAAGCUGUGUGUUUUGUGUUUGUCUUUAAAGAGUACUGAAGACGAGGAGGAAGAUUCAGCUGUGCACCGUAAAAGCUUGAGACGUUAAGAAAGAGGGAAAAAACAUUGCUAGAGUAAAACCAGUGCAAUAUCUUUUUAUUUUUUAUUGUGGUAAAAGCAUGUUGUUGUCAAUCUUACCUUACAACAAUAAUAAAGUUUUUUUAUGUA
This is a messenger RNA of Siniperca chuatsi (mandarin fish), 13696 nucleotides long. RefSeq names its product microtubule associated serine/threonine kinase 2 (gene mast2). The coding region runs from base 1800 to 7745 and encodes 1981 amino acids. Gene Ontology annotation, biological process: peptidyl-serine phosphorylation; intracellular signal transduction. The transcript has 31 exons. The record is from RefSeq and is a predicted model, not a curated record. Gene Ontology annotation, cellular component: microtubule cytoskeleton. Lineage: Eukaryota; Metazoa; Chordata; Actinopteri; Centrarchiformes; Sinipercidae. Gene Ontology annotation, molecular function: ATP binding; protein binding; protein serine/threonine kinase activity.